Rana temporaria (common frog) is the source of this 3520-nucleotide messenger RNA. It is a transcript of the gene AXDND1, whose product is annotated as axonemal dynein light chain domain containing 1. The record is from RefSeq and is a predicted model, not a curated record. The transcript is spliced from 25 exons. Bases 155 to 3229 code for a protein of 1024 amino acids. NCBI's taxonomy places the organism in Eukaryota, Metazoa, Chordata, Amphibia, Anura, Ranidae.
AGUUACACUAGUUAGGAAGGGAGUGACAUGGGACUUUUCUCAUCACCUUGUGUGUAUUUCUGGCUGUCCGGAGGUCUUUGUAUGCACAGAUUGGGAGGUGUGUGAAUGCAGAGUUUAGUGUGUCACCACAUCACAGCCAAAUAAAGAGUGCAACAUGUCAGUGAUUGAGUUCCCUUCACCACCUAUGGGUCCCAAGUCCUCAGGAAGGAGAGUGGUCAGCAGUGGCUCCCUUCUAACAAUUGGAGAACACAGCACUGACUUGCUGACUGUUCAAGAAAGGAAUAAUAGUUUGGAACUAUCCCAUCAACUUUCUACACAUGAACAGAUAGACUUUAUCCCAGAUGAAAUUCUUCAUGUGCUCACUUCCACUGCUAGAUAUGAUGAAAAGGCUGAGCUGGGUCAUGUCAAGAAAAGCAAGCUUAUUAAAGAGGGAAAGGUUGGCCUCCGUACUGCUGAUCAGAUUUGGCAUCAUCCUCUUCGCAGAAGCAAGUUUAAACACCUGAUUGACCAACCUGUCUGUAUGACAGGGGCUGGGAGGGACAUUUCUUUUCUUUGUGAUGCUUUGGCAAUAGAAAAAAAGAAUACAGCAAUUUCUGCUCUACAGCCAACAGACCGAAGCGAUAUGUCACCUCAAACAAUGGAAGGAAAUAUUGGAGAAAGUAUUAUACCAAAGGAGUUCUACGUGGUUAAGAACAAAGGUGUUUUGGGACUUGAGUAUUAUGAAGAUAAAUAUACAACCCUGCUUGAAGAUGAUGAGAAGAAGCUUCGUCUGUUUCCAUCUAUGAAACCUAGUGGGAGAUCAGAGGUUCUGCAACUUAUGAAAGUGAUGGACAACAUGCUAAUGGAUGCAGGGGUGGAUGAAAAAGACAUAAAAUUGGAAGGUCCAUCUCAGAUACACAAUUUGCUGGAAUUGCUAAAGACUGAGCAGAAUAUCUACAACAUUGUCUUUCAUGAGCUGAUCCGACAGGUCAGUGUGGAAUGUGCGGAGAGAGGAGAGCUAUUGGCUAAGCUCAGACAACGGUAUGUAUCAUUACUGGAUAAGAUCCCCCACCAGGUACUAAGCCUGUACAAUGACCUCUUGGCUCAGCGAGCUCUGGACCGAAGUCUCACAGAAGAGAUCAUUUAUUUCAAGAAUUCUAUUGGAGAACUGACCAGUGAGUUGUAUCAAGUGAGAGAGCAUGAUCUGCGCGUUAGCAAAGAAGCUAAACAAGCACAAGCAGAACUGGCUAAAGCCUUAAAGAAUGCAAAGAAGAAUGCCAACCUUUUGGAAGAGUAUCGUGAUUUAUAUGAAUUGCAGAGGAGUCGUUUGGAGAAACAGGUUGUUCACCUCACAGAAGAAAGAGAUCUUUGGAGUUCAGCCACAUAUAGACUGGCUAGAAAGGUAAUAGAAGCCAACCAACUACAACUGGCUCGUAAAAUGUACUUAUGUGAGAAAGCCUGGACAAAGGUGGUCCUGCAUUUUCUUGUGCUUCUUGCAUCAAAUGACACAAAAGACCUUUCUGAAGUUCAACAAAGUACCGAAAAAUGGCGAGAGCACAUGGCCCGCUUUGAUCAAGAGGUGAAGCGCAGCGAGGAGUCGAGCAGAGAGAAAUUGCAGAUUAUCUGCAGAGAUAUGAAGAAACUGCACGCGUAUUUUCAGGAAAAAAUCUUUGUAGAUUGGAACUACUACGCAGUACCAGAUGAAAUAGUUGUAUCAGUGCUUGACGACCUGAAAACCUGGGAAAACAUGCUGGCUGAAGAACAGCAGCAGUUUGAGGGAAAUAAGGUCCUGAGCAGCCAGGAGUCUCUGAAAGCAGCUGCUGACAUCCAAAAGGAAUGGGCUCACGUUGGAGAAGAAGUUCUUAGGAGACAUCGGGGCUUAGAUGGUACACCUUCUCCAGAGCACAAAGCCAUGGCCGAUCUAAAUAACACCAUAGAGGUACUAUGUGAGCAAUACAGGAGAAGAGUGGAAGGGGAAAAUGGAGUUGCCAGAGGUCUCAUGGCAUUUUCAAGCAGCUUGGAAAACUGGUCUGUGCCAAUGUAUGGAUUUAAAUAUGCCCCCAGUGAGACAAAAGAAUCUGACUGGUCAAACUUAUAUCAUCUUCUACCCAAAUGGACUGCUCAAGCAGAAAGACUAUUGGAAAUAAUUGGGAGUCCACAUUCAGAGGAGAAACCCCUUUUAAACCCAAAUGAUAAGUUGGAACCUGAAGAUGUCUUUAAGAUGUUGCAGCACUGGGUUCUAAAUAUCACAAGUGGAACAGAGAGGGACAAUGUGCAGCUUAACCAGCAGGUAACAACCCUUCACACAGCAAUGGUUCAGUACAUGGUGAAUGUCCUGAUCUUAUUAUCUCCAGACUACUCCUCUGAUCCCUUAGAUACCACAAAUACUGCGUUUGGUGAAGAAGAUUUUGCUUCUCCAGUUUCUGUGCAGAAUGUUGAGGAGCAAGCCCUUGACCUAUCUAACAAAUUAAACAGUUUCUCCAUUUACAUCAUGAGGUGUUGCCAGGAGAUGGUGGAGAACAUUCCUCAGAGUGAAGAUGAUGGUUAUGAGCUGAGGCAGCUGCAGACAAUUAAGGGUUCAUGUGAUGAGUGGAUAGAAACGUGCCAACUGCUUCUUUCAAAAGUCGCAGAUAACAAAGCCCCUUCUGAGAUAUCACAACAUCCACACACCAGAGAAAACAAGGAUGUGAGCCUGAUGUCUAGCAGAAAGGAAAUAUCACAGAAAGUGCCAGAAAAUACAGAUAAUGAGGGACUUACAGAAGAACCCCUUCAGGGAGGAACACAUACAGUAACUCCUGAGGGUAGGACACCUGCUAAAGAACCCAGUCUUCAGAAUGGAGGGACUUCAGAAAAUUAUGUGGUAAAGAUAAUUGGUUAUGAUGGAAAUAUUCACAAGAAGAGUUUGAGAGAAGAUGAAAUUCCUGUUGCUCAUGAGAGUGCUUUACAGGCUAGCAGGCCAACCACCCCAAGAUCUAUGCAAGCUUUUCAAUCCUUGACAUCUCUUGAACAACUGGAGAAGAGACUUUUACAUGCAGAGAUGAGAUCUCAGGAAGCUGAAGAAAGAUCUGAGAAUCUGGAUGAGCAAUUAAAAGCAGCAUUGCAGAGAAUACAAGAGUUGGAAAUCAAAUUCCAAGAAGAUGAAAAAGUAGAGGAAACCCCAGCUGCCAAAGAAGUUCUGAAUGAACAAAUCCACCCUCCAGCUUCCCCCAAGAAGAGACCCAAAUCAAGCAAAGUCAAACAACAUAAAUGAAUUCCUUCAUCACUGGCCUAGUCAGUCAGUCUCCACACCUUAAUCCUAUAGAAAAUGUAUGGAAGGAUCUGAAACUUUGCAUUGCCAAGCGACAGCCAAGACACCUUAAGGAUUUAGAGAAGAUCUGUAAGAAGUUUUUACCAAAAUCCUUCUAGAGAUGUGUGCAAACCUGGUCACUAACUACAAGGAACGUCUUACGUGCUUGCCAACAAGCGUUUCUUCACCAAGCACUAAGUCCUGUUUUGCUUGGGAAACAAAAACUUUUUUUACUAACUGAACUGCAACUCAAUU